UCGAUCGAUCUCAAUGGCAAAUAAUGCGGUGUGGUCGUUCCUUGUUGUUGCAGUUGUCGUCGUUGCUCUUUCUCAGACCGCGACAGCGAGCGAUCCCGACAUCUUAUCCGAUUUCAUCGUCCCGGCGAACAUGAGCGCCGGCGAAAUAGACGGGAGUUUCUUCACGUACACCGGAAUACGCGGAAUAUUCGCCAGAACUGUCGAGAAAUUCACGGUGACCAAAGUUAGCAAGGCGGAGAUGGCGGCGCUGGACGGGCAGAGCGUGUCGUACGCCGUGCUUCAGUACCCCGCUGGCGGGAGCGUUAACCCGCCGCACACCCACCCUCGCGCGGCGGAGCUAUUGCUGGUGGCCGACGGCUGCCUCGAAGUCGGGCUGGUUGAUAGUACCAAUAAACUGUACACCCAGACUCUUGUGAUCGGCGACAUGUUCGUUUUCCCUAAAGGGCUUGUUCAUUAUCAGUAUAAUGCUUACGCCAAUCAAUCCGCCACCGCCAUAUCCGCGUUUGGUAGCGCCAGUGCCGGAACUGUGUCGCUUCCGACAACGUUGUUUGCGACAGGCGUGGAUGACGAGGUUCUUGCCAAGUCUUUCAAGACUGAUGUUUCCACCAUUCACAAGAUCAAGGCUGGUUUUGCACAUUAAAUUAACCUGCGGAUUUAAUUUCUCUCACUAAAACUUCAGAUUUCUUCGGCUUAAUUAGUUUUUUCU
Ipomoea nil (Japanese morning glory) is the source of this 706-nucleotide messenger RNA. RefSeq names its product germin-like protein 9-3. Gene Ontology annotation, molecular function: manganese ion binding. The transcript has a single exon. NCBI's taxonomy places the organism in Eukaryota, Viridiplantae, Streptophyta, Magnoliopsida, Solanales, Convolvulaceae. Gene Ontology annotation, cellular component: cell wall. The record is from RefSeq and is a predicted model, not a curated record. The coding region runs from base 14 to 640 and encodes 208 amino acids.